This is a messenger RNA of Patella vulgata (common limpet), 2468 nucleotides long. RefSeq lists its product as uncharacterized. Gene Ontology annotation, cellular component: central element. The record is from RefSeq and is a predicted model, not a curated record. NCBI's taxonomy places the organism in Eukaryota, Metazoa, Mollusca, Gastropoda, Patellidae. The transcript is spliced from 15 exons. Bases 54 to 2273 code for a protein of 739 amino acids. Gene Ontology annotation, biological process: homologous chromosome pairing at meiosis; spermatogenesis; meiotic DNA double-strand break processing involved in reciprocal meiotic recombination.
CGGAUGACAGUCUAUUGCCGCAGACGAUUCUUUAGCUUGACCAACUCGAAAGAAUGGCUUUAAUGGAGAACAUUUUGAAUUCAACAGAUGCCAUGAACUUAGAUAAACUGCUACAAAGUUUUGAAUUUGAAAACAAGCAGUAUGUAAAAUUGAUUGAAAAAGAAAAUCAACAGAUUGAAGCUUAUUCUAAAAGAACUGAAGAAAGAAAGACUUCCAUAACUCACACACAGAGUGCUAUUAAUCAGCUAGAUGAUGAUACAAAACGUGCACACAAACAAUUUACCCAAAAUAGAGAUAACUGUGAGAGUUUAAGGAAAACAACCGUUGUGCUUAUGGAACACGAAGUAGCUUUGAACAAGAAGUUGAACUCUGUUUUAAUUACUACUGAAAAUGAUAGGGCCGAACGAAAUGGUGUUCUUCAACACUAUCAAAAUAUCUGGGAAGAUUAUAAGGCUACUUAUGAAACUUUCCCUUUGGCAAUCAAAUUAUAUAAGGAAAAAGAGGAAUUCUCCCAAUUAAAUAUGCAAGUGGAAGAAGCCAGAAAGCAAGCAGAUAGGCUGAAUAAACAGAUUAAGAUGGCACAAGGAAAUGACGGAGUGAAUUUUAAAAAUCUCAACAGUUUUAUAACUAAACUUGCGGGAAUGAAGCUAGAAACUACCAAACUAACCACGCAAAUAGAAAAUAAGAUCAAAGAGAAGGCAAGUCUGGAGAAAAAGCUGGAAGAAAUGAAAGCAAAGAAACAUCCGAGCGGUGUUGAAUCGAUGGAAACGGAUGGAGAUAAACCAGUAGAAACAUCAGGAAGUAGUUCCACAAUGAUAGGAAUGUAUGAUAACGAGGAAGAAGAUAUCGCAGAACUCAAUACCAAUAACAACACAGACACAGUUUCAACACAAAAUAACGUUGUUCUGAGCAUUGCUCUGUGUGACCCCAUGCAUCUUGAAAGGCAAGCAGAGCUAAUACCCCGAAGGAUACAACAGGUUAAGCCUACAAGCACAGUGUAUACUACAGGUGAAGAUGCGGUGAUGUUUACGACACAGGCUCAACCACCAGCACAAGUCCAAGCACCUAAGCUAUUUUCUGUUCCGCCAUCUAUUCAAAUAAAUCCGCUACCAGUAUUUCACCAAAGAAUGCCAACUAACCUAUCAUCCAAUGACAAGAAUGCGACUCUGCCAAAAACAUCCACAACUCAACUAAGAAUCAAUAACAAACUUAGACUUCCUACCCCACAAGUCACGACACCUUCAACAAAACUAGCACCAAAAUUGAUAUCCUGUCCACCUUCUUUGGUAAUGCCGUUAAAAUCAACCGGUCCAUCUGUAGCCACCAAACCUCAGCCGUCACCAAAUACUCCGCGUUUGUUUCAACCAUUGACAAUGGCAAGGUCGCCAAUCACACCAAGUCCAAACAUAUCUCAACAACAACAGCAGAUCUGCAGACCUUGCAAUAUACCGCCACAAUCACCGAUCAGCAUGCCGAAAACAACACCAGGGACCCCAACUGCACCACAUAUAUCAUCCGUUCAAAAUGACAGCUCACUUUGUUUUAGUAAAAACAUGUCACCUCCAUCUCAAAUACCUAAACAAACCUCACAUACAUUAGAUGUUACUAAAUCACCAUUAGUCACAAGUCAAACUGCAAAAUCCCCGCUAAAAGCCCCGGAAACACCCAAAUCAUCAUCAACAAAUUACAAUGAGGGCUCAACAUCUACUAGCCCUUUUGAUCUAAACAAGCAUUUGGAAAAAAUGAAGCAGAUGAGAAAAUCGCCUAAUGCAAUGCCCUUAAAAGGAAGGGCAAUGUUUGCUGAAUCCCCCUUGGAAGAAUCAAGAGCUUCUAGUCAAUUCAUACAACCAUUUUACCAAGGAAAGGCCCAAUCUACCGAAUCAUCAGCUUACAGGUUCUCUUGUUUUGACAAUAUAUCUUCACCGGAAACAUCAAGUGGGGCUUCAUUCAGUUUUGGACCUGGAGCCAAGUCACCAACCAGUGAAACAUGCUUUAAUAUCAGAUCUGAUGUCAAAUCACCAACCAGUGAAGCUCCCUUUAAUUUGGCCUUUGAUUUUGGAUCAGGUGUCAAAUCACCUACGGGUGAUAAUAGUUUUAUGUCACUGUUUAAUGACAAUUCAAAAGUUGGGGGAACUGCAGCGGACAAUUCCAGUUUUUCCUUCAGUUUUGCUGGAGGUGACAGAGGUGGUGCCAAAUCUCCUGAACAAUCUGAUUUCACUUUUAACUUUGGUGCUUCAGAUCCCCAAAGCAAGGGCACUUUUAGUUUCUUCUAAACAUCAAGAUCUUUUUCAAGUUAGAUAAUAAACUAAUCUGUACAUAAAAACAACCAAAACUGGUUUUGUUAGAAACCAGCUAAAUGAAGGGGUCUCGAUGCUGUAUUUAAGAAUCUUGUAUAUCAGUUUCAUUCAUAUGACAAUUAACUACUAUUAACUUUAAUUGCACAGUGCAUUAAAUUAUUAAUUUAAUCA